Molecule: messenger RNA, 963 nt
Organism: Osmia lignaria (orchard mason bee)
Lineage: Eukaryota; Metazoa; Arthropoda; Insecta; Hymenoptera; Megachilidae
Source: RefSeq, a predicted model, not a curated record
UUUACUGUAUAUUGGUUUCCACAAAUGCGACAGAAAGUUAAAGAUUACAUUAGCAACUGUUUAAAAUGUAUUGAAUUUUCCCCUGCUAGUGGAAAAUCCGAAGGGUUUUUGCACAAUUUGAAUAAAGGUAGUCUGUCCUUCCAAACGGUCCAUAUCGAUCAUUACGGCCCUUUAGAAAAGUGCGGAAAAGGAUAUAAAUUCAUUUUGUCGGUAAUAGAUGGGUUUACAAAAUUCAUAAAGUUAUAUCCGUGUAAAACGACAAAAACCGAGGAAGUAAUAAAACACCUAACAGAAUAUUUUCGUACAUACAGUAAACCUAAGAGGAUUGUUAGCGACCGAGGGACUUGUUUUACUUCCGGUGCAUUUAAAGAAUUUUUGACCGGUAAUUCAAUUGAACAAAUAUUAAUAGCGGUUGGGACCCCAAGAGCAAACGGUCAGGUCGAACGGUUCAACCGUGUUAUAGCACCGAUGUUAGCUAAAUUGGUAGAAACACCCGGAAAAUGGGACCGUGUUUUAGGGUCGGUAGAACACGCCUUGAAUAAUACCGUCUGUAGAUCAACGGGAGAAAGUCCUUCCCGAUUGUUAUUCGGAAUCGCUCAGUUAGGUACGGUCUCGGACAAUUUGCGUUUAGCCUUGGAGUCAUAUUCCGAAGAUGUUACAAUACGUAGGAAAGCGGCUGAAAAUAUUGUGAAAGGUCAGCAAGAUAAUAAACGAGCGUAUGACAAAAAGCAUAAGACACCGACGGUAUACCAGGUUGGGGACUAUGUGAUGAUUCGCAAUUCCGAUGUCACCCCAGGAAUAAAUAAAAAAUUAAUUCCUAAAUUCAAGGGACCUUAUGUAGUUAAGAAAAUUUUAGAUCGCGAUAGAUAUGUAGUCACUGAUAUAGAAGGAUUCCAACUGACACGCAUUCCUUUCACUGGAAUCGUAGGACCUGAUCAGAUGAAAUUCUGGAUACGGUCAUAA